AUGGCCCCAAAACGCAGCAUCACAGCCGUCGUCGCUGCCACCCUCGACAAUGGAAUCGGACGCGACGGCGGACUGCCGUGGCGCCUGCCCGGCGAGAUGAAGUACUUUGCCAGAGUGACCACCGGCGAGGCCCUCCCCACCAACACCCACAACGCAGUCAUCAUGGGCCGCAAGACCUGGGACGGCAUCCCAUCAAAAUUCCGCCCUCUGAAAGACCGCCACAACCUCGUUGUAUCCCGCGCCGGUGUCGACGUCGGAGACGCCCACCUCACCACCCCGCACUCAUCCCUCGAAGCAGCCAUCAGUUCAGUGCCCGACACAACACAUCGCACCUUCCUCAUCGGCGGCGCCCAGCUCUACAACCAGUCUCUGCCAGAACACGUCGACCGCGUGCUCCUCACCCGCGUGCUAGAAUCUCUGCCAUGCGAUGCUUUCCUCGACGAUUUUACGACCGACAAGCGUUGGCGACGAGCGCCACACGCCGAACUGCGCGAGUGGGUGGGAUGGGAGGUGCCCGAGGGCGAUGUGGAGGAAAAGGGGAUACGGUACAGGUUUGAAAUGUGGGUCAAGGAUCUAUAG
Vanrija pseudolonga is the source of this 579-nucleotide messenger RNA. It is a transcript of the gene DFR1, whose product is annotated as Dihydrofolate reductase. Gene Ontology annotation, biological process: folic acid metabolic process; tetrahydrofolate biosynthetic process; glycine biosynthetic process. Gene Ontology annotation, cellular component: mitochondrion. Gene Ontology annotation, molecular function: NADP binding; dihydrofolate reductase activity. NCBI's taxonomy places the organism in Eukaryota, Fungi, Basidiomycota, Tremellomycetes, Trichosporonales, Trichosporonaceae. The record is from RefSeq and is a predicted model, not a curated record. The transcript is spliced from 2 exons. The coding region runs from base 1 to 579 and encodes 192 amino acids.